Molecule: messenger RNA, 1602 nt
Organism: Cicer arietinum (chickpea)
Lineage: Eukaryota; Viridiplantae; Streptophyta; Magnoliopsida; Fabales; Fabaceae
Product: transcription initiation factor TFIID subunit 8-like
Cellular component (GO): transcription factor TFIID complex
Molecular function (GO): protein heterodimerization activity
Source: RefSeq, a predicted model, not a curated record
AAUAUCUGGUUUUCUAAAUAGUUUUGGACAUGGAUACAGUUUGGAUCUGUUAUCCGGUUAUUUUGUGCACCCUCACCACAAGGUAUCAAAUAGUACACCCCUCCCACUCUCUCUAACCCUUCACCCAAUUUUGUUUUCAAUUUUUCUUAUUUUCAAUGGCAACGCGCGAAGAAGCCAAAAUCAAUGGCGCGCGUACGGAAACCCUAAUUACAAUUUCAAACAACACGACCGCCGGAAUCAGAGGUUCCCCCGACGACUUCGGACGAGCCACGGCUAAGCUCGCAGUGGCGCAGCUCUGCGAAGCCACAGGAUUUCACAGCGUCAAAGACUCGGCUCUCGAAUCUUUCGCCGACAUCGUAAUCCGUUAUCUCAUCGAUUUCGGUAAAACGGCAGAGUUUCACGCUAACCUUGCCGGCAGAUCACAAUGCAACGUAUUCGAUAUAACUCGAGCAUGGGAAGACUUAGAAGCACCUCGAGGGUUUUCAAACGGAAUGAGAGAAAUUAUGAAUUACGCUGAAUCUAUGCCUGAAACUCCGUUUGCUCAACCGAUUCCAAAUUUUCCGGUGAUUCGUGAACGGAGAAACAUUCCGAGUUUUGUACAAAUGGGUGAAACUCCACCGUCGAAACAUAUACCACCGUGGUUACCGGCAUUACCUGAUCCUCACACUUAUAUUCAUACACCUGUGUGGGAUGAAAGAGUUUCUGAUCCACGUGAAGAUAAAAUUGAACAAGCUAGACAGCGUAGAAAGGCUGAGAGAUCAUUGUUGAGUUUACAGAAACGGUUAUUGUUGUGUAACAAUAACCGUAACCCUAACCGUAACGGUUCCACAGGAACAACAACAACAAUACCAAGUAAUUCAGCUAUUGGUGAUGUAAAUGAAGAUGCAGAUGUGAAUAUGAAUGUUUCUCCGGUUGUUUUGCCAGCAAAGCUUUCGGUUAUUGAUGGAGAUCGUGUUUCGGUGUUGGAGGCGUUUGCACCUGCAAUUGAGAUGCUAGGGAAUGGUGGUCUUUGUGAUGAAGGAUUUGAAGGGGAAAAGAUGGUUCUUCCUGCUGUUACAGAAAGGCCUACUGUGCAUUUCAAGUUCAGAACUGGGAAGAAGUUUAUUAGGGAAUCUUUGGAUGAUAGAAAUCGGAAGAAGGCUUUGCACGCGAUAUUGUUGGUUGGUAGAGAAGAUGAGAGAGAUGAUAAGAAAAGGAGGGCUGAGUAUAUUCUCAGACAGUCUAUGGAAAAUCCACAAGAACUGACUCUGUUGUAGAUUUUGUUAUUUUGUUACAUUGAAGUUUGCAUUAUUUGUAGGUUCUGAGUCUGAAGUUAAGGGCUUGCCGAUUUUCUGGUGAGGAUUUUGUGACUUACCUGUAGAAUUAAGAAUUCACCCUUGCCGAGUUUUAGAGCUGUUGAAUUUGUUUCCUUUUAUUGCUGGUAUAGCUUUAGUUUGCGUAAAUAUUUUUGAACAUAAAAUUAUUUGAUUAUUGUAAUAUUGAGAACUAAGUCUCGAUAGCAUCUAUAUCAGGCAAAGUUGGAUAUACUUCCUUGGUGAUGGAAAUGUAACCUAGUGAUUUCUGUGAGAUUUUAUACCCGAUACAGGCUGCUUUUUCCGUUAA